Messenger RNA from Sorghum bicolor (sorghum), 962 nucleotides. RefSeq names its product ganglioside-induced differentiation-associated protein 2. The transcript has 3 exons. The record is from RefSeq and is a predicted model, not a curated record. Bases 88 to 729 code for a protein of 213 amino acids. NCBI's taxonomy places the organism in Eukaryota, Viridiplantae, Streptophyta, Magnoliopsida, Poales, Poaceae.
UGUGACCACACCUCAACACGCAAAUCGUACCGGUACGAACGGUGACCACGCACGCAAACCCACUCCUUCGAGAAGCCCAGCCAGGCCAUGGUGGUUACCGUUGAGAAGGACGCGACGGGCGAGCCCGCGCUGCUGCUGCUGCUGGAGCGCAGCCGGGCGAUCACCCUGCAGGGCCGUGACCGCAACGGCCGUGCCGUCGUCAGGAUCGUCGGCAACUACUUCCCAGCGCGCGCGCUGGGCGGCGGCGGGCGGGCGGAGGAGGCGCUGCGGUCGUACCUGCGGGACCGCGUGCUCCCGGAGAUCGGCGGCCGGGAGUUCGUGGUGGUGUACAUGCACUCCCGCGUGGACCGCGGCCACAACUUCCCCGGCGUCGGCGCGAUCCGCGGCGCGUACGAGUCGCUGCCGGCCGAGGCCAAGGAGCGGCUGCGCGCCGUCUACUUCGUGCACCCGGCGCUCCGGUCCAGGCUCUUCUUCGCCACCUUCGGGCGCUUCCUCUUCAGCUCCGGGUUGUAUGAGAAGCUGCGAUACAUGAGCCGGCUGGACUAUGUGUGGGCGCACAUAGACAAGGGGCAGCUGGAGGUCCCGGACUGCGUGCGCGAGCACGACGACGAGCUGGAGCGCCGCCCGCUGAUGGACUACGGCAUCGAGGCGACGGAGAGCCGCUGCAUGUAUGACGCCGCGUCCAUGGACAGCUCGGCGUCCCUGCACUCGCUCCGCUGCGUCUCCUAGUCGCCUGGACAGUGGCAUCCGGAACGGCGUGCUUCUGUGGUCUGGUUGGUAGGAGGUCGCUGCCUGGCUUCAUAGAGCUUCGGUACCGUAGUUUAGCUGUGUAUUUAAGUAUAUAGUAUUAGUGUAAAAAAGGAUAAAGAGAUCCAAAUGUUCUGUGGACUCACGAGAUGACUUCUGCAAGUGUGCAAGAGUAACAUGGAAAAGCUGAUCAAAGAACGCGACCAUCGGUACUA